CAACCAAACACCACUGAAUCAAACGAGUUGAUAUUCCUUCCACAUUGAUAACACUCAUCACAGGCUGAUAUCGCGUUUGAGAUGGAAAUGGAGCUUACUUCCGGCCGCCGUAUCGCCGACGCCAAUUCAGGCAAACAAAAUGAAUAUAAAAGAAGAAACUAUUCAAUUUUUGAACUCCCGUCGAAUUUCUUUGAUUCCUGCGGUUUCGUUGAAUGGCUUUCAACCCCUGAACUCACCAACAACCCCGCUACUGCUCGGGGAAAAACCGUAGAAGAAACAGAGGUGGCGCCGGAGAAGAAUGCUAGUCCUAGUGAGAGAUUGACGUGUAAUACUUGUAAAUCCAGUUUUGAGUCGCUUCAUGAUCAACGGUCUCACUUCAAGUCCGAUUUUCAUCUUUUCAAUAUAAAGUCAAGCAUUGCUGGAAAGGAUACUGUUAGGGAGGAUGAUUUUGAUGAAUUGAGUUCCAAUUCCAUAGUUAAAGAUUAUGAUAUAUCAAGCAUAUCAGGUUCAGAAAAUGAAGAAAACAGAGAAUUUGACAGCCUCAGUGAUUCAACUAAGGGAUUGUUGGGAAGUAUGAAGCAGAAGAUUUUUAUGCAGUUAUCCAAUGGAGAAACGAUUUCAUUCUGGAAGUGCUUGCUUCUUGGUGACUCUGAGAAAAUUCUCUUUGAACAUGAUUUACAUGGGUUUACAAAGGACGAUAAUACCCCUUGUGUGACAGUGAAGGAAGUGACUGAGAGACUGCUGAAUGUGGUCCAUGAACCUAGAAACAACACCCGUUUCAGAGUUAUGUUGCUUGCUACUGGUGGGCAUUUUGUUGGGUGUGUCUUUGAUGGAAACUCCAUUGUUGCCCACAAAACAUUCCACAGAUAUGUUACAAGGGCAAAGUCUGGUAAAAAACAAUCAUCAGAAGAUGGUAUUGGCAAAUUUUCAAAUUCUGCAGGAGCUUCUAUUAGGCGACACAAUGAACAUGCCUUAAAGAAGGACAUCCAAGAGCUACUCGAUGCAUGGAAGCCUUAUUUCAAUUCUUCUGUUUCUAUUUUCAUUCACGCCCCCUCACACAACCACAAACUACUAUUCAAUGGUGAAAAUCCACUCUUCAUUUGUCAAAAAAAUAUCAUCAAACACAUCCCAUUAACUGUUAGAAAACCAUCAUUCAAGGAAGCCCAACGACUCUACAACAUCUUAACACAAAUCUCCACAGAACCAAAUCAAGAAAAAGUCCUCCCAAUCAUCAAAAAAGAUUCAACCUUCACACUUGAAAAGGAAAAAUUGAUGGAUAAUUCAAAAAAUGGUGAUAUCUCUGAAGAUGUUUUUGUUAUGUUAUCACCUUUACAUGAAGCUGCAAAGUCUGGAAAUGUGGAUAAAGUUAUGGAAUUAUUAGAACAAGGUUUGGAUCCUUGUGUGUUGGAUGAAAGGGGGAAAACUCCUUAUAAGGUUGCAGUUAAUAAGGAAGUUAGGAAUGCAUUUAGACGUUUUAUGGCAAUGAAUUUUGAUAAGUGGGAUUGGGAGGCUGCUAAAGUGCCAUGUCCUCUGACAAAAGAAAUGGAAGAAUCUCAGAAUGCUAAGCAGGCAAAGAAAGACGCCAAAAGGAAAGCAAGAAUGAAAGAACUGAAGCUACUACGCAAAUCUAGAGAAAAAAAGGCUCAGUCUGCUAAAAUUUCUCAGGAAGAUGCCCAAAACUCCAGCCAGGGAACUCACCGGAUCUCCGGCAGGGUUGCCGGAGUUUUGGUUUUGGUGAUCGGAAGUCUGAUGAUGGUUGCCUUUGGUCAAAUGGGCAGAGGAAGAACUAGAAAGAUCUGGUAA
This is a messenger RNA of Lactuca virosa, 1803 nucleotides long. The record is from the annotation of a GenBank genome assembly. NCBI's taxonomy places the organism in Eukaryota, Viridiplantae, Streptophyta, Magnoliopsida, Asterales, Asteraceae.